AUCAGAUUCAGAAUUCCCUCAUCGAGGCGGACUCGCGAACUAAAAAAAAAAAAGAAAAAAAAAUUCAACAUUUUCCUCAAUUUACAAACAAUAAACUUUUUUUUUUAAUCUCUACUUUUCUUCAAUUUGCAUAAGAAAAACAAAAAAAAAGUUCUAUCAAAAUAUAAAUAUACAAAAAACAAUUUCUUCUCAAAAUAUUUAUUGCAAAGUCCGCGAAGUGCCGCAAAUGAACGCCACCCAUUUGCACGUAAAUUAAUAAAAAAAAUUUUGUGGAAAAGAAAAGAAAGAAAGAAAAGCCUCUUUUUUUUCUUCCUAUUCGAUUUGAUCCGGAGCGAGUGUUUCGUUUUUUUUUUUUUGUUUUGUCAAAAAGUUGAAAAAAAAAAUAUAUUUUCGAAACACAAGAGGACAAAAAUAAGAACCAACUGAAAUCAACACAACUCCGACUCCCACCGCGGAGAGCCUCGAUGUGGUAUUAUUAUUUUGGUCACCGAGGCCAUGGAGAGUAUCUGCAGAUUAUGUUUUCAACCAGCAGCGUUGUUUCAGGUUCCUGGCUAUAAUCUUCCAACUUGUGCCAAAUGUUCGGAGCAUUUGACCACUAACGGUCUUACCGGUAUAACAGCUAACUUUUAUCAAACAAUAAGACAAGAUUUACCAACUACAACUACUACAGUAGCAAAUAAUACAACCGCAACAACAAAUGGUGGUGGCGGGACCACAAUACAAGUUCAACAAAUAACUCAACAACAACAACAACAGCAGCAACAACAACAGCAACAACAACAACAGCAAACAUCUACAACAGCAGCGAGCACACCACCAGACGACGAUAUAAAUAGCCAACAACUAAGUGGUUCUAUGUCCAAUCAAAACGGCGGCGUGAAAAAAACCGAAACAAUGUCAUUUGAUUUGGAGAAGACCAUUCAGACCAUAGACGUCGAUCUUCUUUUCAACGAAGAAGGAACAUGCCCGCUUUGUUCGAAAACAUUUUCAAGGAAAUCAUCUCUGCUAACUCAUAUUCGAAAUCACUCGGCCGAGAGGAAAUAUGUUUGCACAUUUUGUCAUAAGGGCUUUACACAAGCCGCAAAUUUGCGAAACCAUGAGCGCAUACAUACAAAUGAUAGACCUUAUGUCUGCAUUGAUUGUGGCAAGACAUUUACACAGAUAACUAAUUUGAAUAAUCAUCGCCGAUUGCACACGGGUGAGCGGCCAUUUGUAUGUAUUGAACCAGAAUGCGGACGGUCUUUUGCGCAAGUCACAAAUCUCAACAAUCACAUGAAGACCCAUCACAAAGUACAGCAAUAUUGCUGCAAUCAAUGUUCGAAGAAAUUUACCCAAGUGACGUCACUUAAUCAGCACCUUCAAGCUCAUGCCGGAAUUACAGGCUAUUAUUGCCCCCGAUGUCCGGAGAAAACUUUCAAACAGCAAUCACAACUCCAUACGCACAUGAAAUCGCAUGGUCUCGCCUUCCCGUAUGAGUGUAACAAGUGCGAUGAAAAAUUCUUGCAACAAGCACACCUCGACCAACACAACAAAAUGCAUGACGAAUUCAAAUUCAAAUGUGACAUGUGUCCGAGCUCCUUCAAUCAAGAAGUGUUGCUAAAGAAGCAUGUUCAGCGACACAUCGAAGGAAGGUACAUUACAUGUCCGGUAGCUAAUUGUAACCAAGCAUUCGCCGUUAAACAACACUUAUCGAAACAUCUUCUUACUCGCCAUUCUCACAGUGAACUGCCGCCGCCUAAGCGCUCUAAAAAGCAGCACCAUUCGAUCCAUCAGUCAGUACAAAUGAUUGGGCAGCCACUGUCGAUACAACACCAGAAUCCCGGGCAGCGCAGCCGUGGUCGUCCUCCGAAAAAGAAGAAUCAACAACAGCAACAAUUAAAUCAUUCAAAUGUUCAAACAAUUAAGAUCGAAUUGCCAGCUCAGUUGCAGGAUCAUGUUGGAGGUGGUGGCGGUGCAACAAUACAAUUUAAUCAUAUGCAACCACAACAACAACAACAUCAAGUAACUGUUGGGGGCAGUCAAGUCAAAACAACAGUCGGGCAACAGGCAGCUUUGAUCAACAAUAACACAAAUGGUAAUGCUCGACACCAACAAGAACAAGACCAACACGAGACACAAGUUGAUAGCGGCGAAGAUCUUAAAUGCCAAGAUUGCGGUGUAUUAUUUACAAAUGAAAACGAACUGAGGGAGCAUAUAUUCUACAAGCAUCCCGAAAGGAGAUUCAUGCAGGCUAUUUUAGAAGAGAACAGAUAUCUAAUGAGAAUGCAACCCCAACAAACUUACCUAUGCAAUCUGUGCUGCAAUGUAUUUAAAAGUCAUUUAGCCUUAGUACGUCAUACAGCCAAGUUUCACGGACAACUAAUUGUAAAUUCUUCUAAAUCUGAAUAUUAAUUAAUUUUUUUUGUGUGUGAUUUUUUUUUUUUAAUUUUUCAAAAGUAAUUAAUUAUUUUUUUUAAAUUUGAUUUUAUAUUGCUCUAAAUAUAAGUUUUAAGAAAAAAAUGUUAAAUAUAUUUUUUUUUUUGCACAAGAAAAAAAUGUUCGAACAACAUUAAAAUAAAAAUAAAAAACAAUUAUACAAAAAAUAGAUAACUUCAGUUUAAAACUGAUUAACCGAUUUUUGAACAAAAACAAAUAAAUAGUAAUAAUAAAAUAAAAAAAAUAUUGAAAAGAUAACCGGGAUAAAUGUUUGUUUGAUAAUGAUAUCCCAACAAGAGCAAAAAGAUGUACCUUUUAUAUGUUGUUCUUGAUGAUUGUUUAUUUAUACUUACUUGUACUUGUAUAUUUUCAAAAAACAAAAAAACAAAAAAAUAUUAUAUUACAGCCUUACAGUUGAGGUUGUAGCCGAAACAUAUAAAAGUAAUACAUAUACUAUGAAAUACUGAAAACAAAUAAAUUAAACACAUUUUAAAUAUUAAUGAAAAUGUGUGUUUUAAGGAA
Messenger RNA from Episyrphus balteatus (marmalade hoverfly), 2937 nucleotides. Its product is annotated as zinc finger protein 883. The coding region runs from base 496 to 2391 and encodes 631 amino acids. Gene Ontology annotation, biological process: regulation of transcription by RNA polymerase II. Gene Ontology annotation, molecular function: DNA-binding transcription factor activity; RNA polymerase II cis-regulatory region sequence-specific DNA binding. Gene Ontology annotation, cellular component: nucleus. Lineage: Eukaryota; Metazoa; Arthropoda; Insecta; Diptera; Syrphidae. The transcript has 11 exons. The record is from RefSeq and is a predicted model, not a curated record.